AUGGCUUCCUGUCUCUGCUUGUUUUCUCUUUACCUAUUGAGCAAGCAUCAUGCCAGGCCACUUGAUUUGAUUGUGAUUCACUGUCAUUCCGUGGUAGGCAUUAUCCCAUAUCUCUUGACUGACUUCAUGGAGAGUGAUGAAGGCGUCAUUGAACCUAGUGAAGAAUCCAGUAUUACGACGCAACCUGUCGACGACGUGGGAAAUUCGACACAGGACCCUGGAGAUGGAAGCAAUGAUCACGUUGAUGCGACCGCCAACAGCAAUAUCUGGGAAAGUGAAGAUCAAGAUGGGGAGAUUUCGGUGAAGAAGGCAUCGUCGUAUACCUCAAUACCUCCAUGGCAUGACUAUCGCCAAACACGACGCACCGCGCGCUGGCCGUGUACCCGAUAUUACCUUAGGUAUGGUAACACCUCUUCGAACACCAGAAGCAUGCUGUGGGAGCCGCUAUGCGGUCGCUUGCUGGUCCCCUCAAGGGCAUGA
Molecule: messenger RNA, 480 nt
Organism: Fusarium proliferatum ET1
Lineage: Eukaryota; Fungi; Ascomycota; Sordariomycetes; Hypocreales; Nectriaceae
Exons: 4
Coding region: 1-480 (159 amino acids)
Source: RefSeq, a predicted model, not a curated record